GCUUACGUGUUCAUGUUCAGAACACGUCCCCCGACUGCAUUCUACGUGGCGCCCUUCUCCUGGCUGCCCUGGCCUCCCACAGCGAGAUGGGCGGCGGAUGGGUUCCCGGCCGCCGCGCUCCGGAUCCAAGACGACCGGCGCAUGCAGCCUGCGUCGGCCGGAUGACGGCUUGACCCUGUAUAAAUAGCCGCAGCCCGAUCUAGCUGCCCAAUUAUAGUACUCAUGUAUGUUCCAGUUGUAUAGUCAGUCAUCUUCUCACAGUACGGUACAGUCACUCCCGUAUAUUUUAGCCAGCUACCAUGCCGCCGAACACAGGGCCGCCACCCACUACCGGUAACUUAUCCUGGGACCAAGAAUUGGGCAGCUGGAUUCCUGGUUCCAAAGAGUUGUCCCUUCAACAACUGCCAUCCCCAGGUCAGGCCUUGAGUUUCUCACUGAAGGCCGCUGGCGUUGGCUUCUUGGUAUAUUGUUCGUGGAAGGGAUAUCAAUGGCGGGCUUAUCGGAAGAAGGUCCUUACAAUUCAAGACGGAACCAUUCUUAAGUGGAAGUUGAGUCGCAAUCCUGUGGUUGAAGUGCGGAGCGACGAUGGCCUUCUGGGCAAACUGUCCGGUGCAGGCCAGCGCAAUAUCACACUCUUUGAGGCACUGGAGACUUUGAGAUGGGCGCGCGAUGAUGGGCGCAUCAAAGGUCUGGAGAUGGAUUUUAGCACCGGGUCGAGACUUUUGCUGGCUAGUAAGGGCAUGGGUUUUGCACAGAUGCAAGAACUCCAUGAGGCCAUCAGAAGUUUUGGCGACGCAAAGAGGUGCGCUUUCGGUGACAACUGUCGACUGGUAGCGUUUACAGACACAUUUGAUUCUCAGGACCACUACUUCCUUUCGACGGCCUUUGACGAGGUCAAAAUGGAGCCCAACGGUGUCAUCCCCCUCUACGGCUUCGCGCCGAGGUCACCGUUUUUGGGAAACCUGUUGAAAAAGCUGGGGAUCGACAUGAUACCUCUCUCAAAAGGCAAAUGCAAAGGCGCCACGGAGCAUUUGACGGAGACCAAAUACCCACCGCAAAUCCUGGACAACCUGGCCUCCCUAUUUGCAUCGCUCACCGACCAGUUUCGCCGGCAAAUUGCGUCUAGCAGGGAUGUUGGCCUGAAGAAAUUCACCCGCCAAGGCAUGAACAAAUGGCGCGGGAUGUCCGCCGCCUCCAAGGAGCUAUCGCCAGCGUCCUCCGCUGCAGACGCGUCUUCGGACCAAAAAGUGAAAGCACUGAUGGAUGUCGCGCCGCUGACGACAGGAGAAGGUGUGGAAGCCGGCCUGAUUGACCGCAUCGCCUACAAGCGGGAGCAACUGCACAGGGGUCCCGACAGCGACGUGAAGGAGAUGCCGCUUACACGAUACAAGUUCCUGCGCGCUGCGGAGGUGAAGAGGGAGGUCAGGAAGAUGCCGAGCGACCAGAAAGUGAAUGUCGCGCUUGUUUACCUCUCGGGCGCCAUCAAAGAGGGCGAGGGGCAGUUUGGUCCUGACAAGGUGGCCAAAGCUAUUUUGGACGCUGCGGCGGAUAAGAGCAUCAGGGCGAUCGUGUUCCGCAUCGACACCGGCGGGGGCGGUAUGUGGGCCAGCGACACGAUCCGCGACGCCGUAGACCACGCACAGAAAACCUACAACAAGCCCAUCAUCGCAAGCUACGGGAACGCCGCGGCAUCGGGAGGCGUGUGGAUAAGCAUCAACUGCAAGAAGAUCCUCGCGUCCCCCGGCACCAUCACCGGCUCUAUCGGCAUCGCCUACGCGCGUCCCAUCUUCACACCCGAAUUUCUCGACCGGUUCGGCAUCACCGUCGAUGAGCGACUUGUCCUCACGGACGGAGCGAAAGGGUCGUCGGUGUUUACUCCGCCGACGGGACGCGCCCUGGAGCGGUGGAAGAGUCUGAUGGACGGGUACUACCAGACGUUUCUGCGAUUGGUGGCGGCGGGGCGGGGGAUGACGGUUGAGCAGGUGGCGAGCAUCGCGGAAGGGAAGGUGUAUACCGGCGAACAGGCGCUCAAACUCGGUCUGAUUGACGAGCUUGGCGGCCUCCAAUCCGCCCUCCGCGUCGCCGUCGCCCACUCCGGAGCCGCGCCCACGUCCCUCCCCAUCGUACAGAUCUUCCCGCGGCCACAAGGUCUGAUCCAGAAACUGGUGGAGAAUGGCACAGUGGACGACAUGCUGGGCAGUUUGUCGAUUGAUAUGCAGGCGAGUUUGGCGGCGGCCGCGGCGAGGGUUGCUGUGGGUGUGGGUGCGGAGGUUGUGGAGGAGAGGGUCGGGGUGGGUGCGGGGCCGGCCUUGCGGAUGCAGCAUUUGGAUUAGAAGCACUGUCUAAUCAAGGGGCUCGGGCGAUGAUAUCCAUUCUCGUACUAGCACUGUCGUUCACACCCAUGCCUAGCUCUGGUAGUUACUGUAGCCUCAUCGCGUAGAUCCACAUCCUCUCACCUCCACCCCCUUUCUCUGCGCCCCCCGGGCCGGUUCGCCACUUGUACAGGCAGGCGGAAGGGACCCAGGCCCCCUCAACCGCCGCAUCGAACCCGAAAGCGGCGUUUUGUAUCUUUUUUUUUUUCUUUGAACAUGGACCCACCGCAGAAGCUUUGCUUUCUAUUGAA
This is a messenger RNA of Fimicolochytrium jonesii, 2623 nucleotides long. RefSeq lists its product as uncharacterized. Bases 300 to 2333 code for a protein of 677 amino acids. The transcript has 8 exons. Gene Ontology annotation, molecular function: peptidase activity. The record is from RefSeq and is a predicted model, not a curated record. Gene Ontology annotation, cellular component: membrane. NCBI's taxonomy places the organism in Eukaryota, Fungi, Chytridiomycota, Chytridiomycetes, Spizellomycetales, Powellomycetaceae.